AUGCAUGGCGGCGCGGCCGGCAGCGACCCCCGCUCGGGUCCCGCCAAGCGCUUCCCGGUGGCGGCUGUGGAUGAUAUCCUGAAGGACGUGCUGGGGAGCUGCCUGAGGGAGCAGCCCUACGAGCCGGCCCGCUGCAGGGACAUGGCGAAGGACAUCGCUGAGGUUAUUAAAGCUCGGGUAAAAGACCUUAUGAUACCGAGAUACAAGAUUGUUGUGGUGACACAUAUUGGGCAGCUGAAUGAGCAGAGCAUGCAAAUCGGAAGCAGGUGCCUGUGGGAUCCUGUGAGCGAUACGUUUUCGUCGUAUGUGUUCAAGAACACUUCACUGUUUGCUCUUGCAAAUGUCUAUGCUGUCUAUUUUGAAUAAGGAGGUAGUUGAGUUUAAGAGCAGGAGAAAUGAGUGUUCAGCCUAACUCUUCCAGUUUCUGUUGUUGAAAAACGGUUGUGAAGGACCAAGGCGACUUUCACCUGUCUUGAAAUGUGGUUACCGUAAGCUUUUUGGCAGUGAACGUAACAAUUGUAUUUCCCAGAGCUUUCUCUGGGAAGUGAUUCUCUGAGACAUGCUCUUUUGCACCUGAUUCUAGCUGCUUUCAGAACCAGGUAUCUCUGUAAUACUUUUUUCUCCCUGAAUUUGCCCUCACUAUGUGAUCCCCAAGUAGAAACCGCAUUUUUGGAAAGUAAACCAAAAGCAUUUUAAAAAUAUCACCAUUAAAUGGCGUUUGCAGGCAGUUAAGCGCGUGCCAGGCCCCGUGGCCCCGGCUCCGUGCACACACUGUAUUGCAGAUGCUGUGUCUUGUCGAGCCGCAGUAG
Molecule: messenger RNA, 809 nt
Organism: Gavia stellata (red-throated loon)
Lineage: Eukaryota; Metazoa; Chordata; Aves; Gaviiformes; Gaviidae
Gene: DYNLT5
Product: dynein light chain Tctex-type family member 5
Exons: 3
Coding region: 1-366 (121 amino acids)
Biological process (GO): microtubule-based movement
Cellular component (GO): cytoplasm; cytoplasmic dynein complex
Molecular function (GO): dynein intermediate chain binding
Source: RefSeq, a predicted model, not a curated record